Molecule: messenger RNA, 1492 nt
Organism: Diceros bicornis minor
Lineage: Eukaryota; Metazoa; Chordata; Mammalia; Perissodactyla; Rhinocerotidae
Gene: RMDN1
Product: regulator of microtubule dynamics 1
Exons: 9
Coding region: 56-919 (287 amino acids)
Cellular component (GO): cytoplasm; spindle microtubule; mitotic spindle pole
Molecular function (GO): microtubule binding
Source: RefSeq, a predicted model, not a curated record
CCGCCCAGGCCCACCGCGACCUCAGGGGUGGCGGGUUUGGCCGCGAGUACAGGUCAUGGCGCUCACCGCGCGGUUCUGUCGCUCGUUCGCUUGGGGACGUCGGCUUCUGACGGGGGCUGCCGGCGGCCGCGGGCGGUGCGGCCCGGGGCGGCUCGGCGGCGCUGAGGUGAUAGGAUACCGAAGAGCUUUCAAAAGAAGCCUUUUAUUCUCAGCCUUGUCUUAUUUGGGUUUUGAAACUUAUCAACUCAUUUCCCAGGCUGCUUUGGUUCAUGCCACAGCCAAAGUCUUUAGAGUUGAAGAGAUCCUUGAACAAGCAGACUACCUAUAUGAAAGUGGAGAAACAGAAAAACUUUAUCAGCUGUUAACCCAAUACAAGGAAAGUGAAGAUGCAGAGUUACUGUGGCGUUUGGCACGGGCAUCACGGGAUACAGCUCAGCUUAGCAGCACCUCAGAAGAGGAGAAAAAGCUCUUGGUGUAUGAAGCUCUAGAGUAUGCAAAAAGAGCGCUAGAAAAAAAUGAAUCAAGUUUUGCAGCUCAUAAGUGGUAUGCAAUCUGCAUAAGUGAUGUUGGAGAUUAUGAAGGCAUCAGGGCUAAAAUUGCAAAUGCCUACACUAUCAAGGAGCAUUUUGAGAAAGCAAUUGAACUGAACCCUAAAGAUGCUACCUCAAUUCACCUCAUGGGUAUUUGGUGUUACACAUUUGCUGAAAUGCCUUGGUAUCAAAGAAGAAUUGCUAGAAUGCUGUUUGCGACCCCUCCCAGUUCCACCUACGAGGAGGCCUUAGGCUACUUUCACAGGGCAGAGCAAGGAAAGACAUAUCUGAAGCUACACAACAGAAAGCUGGCUGCUUUCUGGCUGAUGAAAGCCAGGGACCACCCAGCGCACACAGAGGAGGAUAAACAGGUAAAACGUCUCCAAUAAGGUAAGGCAGAUAGGUUUCUACUGAGGCACUAUUAAAUAAAGGUGAAUUGAGAACUUCUUUAAAAAUGUAAUUGUUUAAAUGCCUACUGGUGAAAACAAGAGUGUUCAUUUUAAACGUGAAUUCAGUGACAUUUACAUUAUAAUUUCUGCAUAGCAAGUGUUGAGUUACUAUCAACAAAUACGUUAUGAAUUACUUGCUGCGAUACAGAAUUAUUCCUGUUUGACAUAGAUAGCAGACCAAGUAAGAUUUCUAAAACAAAAAGACAAGGGAUGUGCACUAAUAUGGAAGAGUUCUCUGAGUCUCAUCAGUCACUGUUAAGAAAUUUUAUUCUUCUAAUGUGCUGUCUUGGUUUUUGGAUAGUCCACUGUAUGAACUUAAAUUUCACAAGUUGAUCCUUAUGCUGUACUGUUUAUUUAUAACGUGUGUUUUUCCAUUUUAGAUACAGACAGAAGCUGCUCAGUUGCUUACAGGUUUCAGUGACAAGAAUUGAGAAUUUUUCAAAGAAAGCAGAUGAAAUAUCUAAGAAACAUUGCCUUUUCAUCAAAUUAUAAAGAUAAUACAUUGACCAUAAC